Marchantia polymorpha subsp. ruderalis is the source of this 1374-nucleotide messenger RNA. The record is from the annotation of a GenBank genome assembly. Lineage: Eukaryota; Viridiplantae; Streptophyta; Marchantiopsida; Marchantiales; Marchantiaceae.
UCCCGCACUGUGGUUUUGCCUCCGAAGUAGCUGAACCUCCCGUCAGCCCAAAUUGUUCCGGACACAUAUGGCUAGUUCUGCACGGUUACUUCCAGUUUACGAAUUAGAUGAAGUUCCUUCGGUUGGGAAAUUCUUUCACUAUUUUCAAAUUUUAAAUUAAUGAGUGCUGGAUGUUCCCAUACCGAAAAUACUUGUUUUGUCCAUCCCUCGCUCUCAUUGAAAUCAGUUGGACACUCUGUGAGUGAGAGACUUAGACCGUAUUGAAAUCAGUCCUGGACCGUAGUCCUCUACCCUUGAACAACAUUCGUGACAAGAAGGAUGAGCAAAGAUGACACCGGUCUUCUGAAGAAGAGGAGCGAGUAUUCUUCGAGAAUCAAGGGAGCCCUCCUCCUCUUUUCUCCUGCGAGCACAAGAGAAUGCGCCAGAGGGCAUGGGGAAAUGAGUAGCUCAGAUUCUGAGUCCACGGAAAAGAAUGCAAGUCCGGUUGGGCACCUUGCAGACCAAGCAGGAGGCUGCUGCGGGUUAACUCUCUGGAGUUCUUGGGUCCCAAUGAUCACUUUCUUUGCAGAGUUUUCAUUCAGCCCCCUAUAUCUGGUCCCAUUACUAUAUGAUUCUACUGCUGAUGUGACAAAUAAUAAUUCCAAUUUUCCUUCAAUUGGAUAUGGACGCCUGACAUAUGGAUCAAUUUCUAGAUUGGUGGGCGUGUGAAGCACGAGGGGAAAAGCCAAGCUUUUACUGCUGAUUAGCAUUAGCCGUGAUUUCAGCUGUUUGGGUGCAACUUGGCACACCCUGUUACAAAGUGUGCAAGCUCUUGUACGGUGGCAGCUCGAGGAUUUGGUUACCUUUUCGUGUAAAUAGAUCCUGUAUUAGUAGGCCUCGUUCAGCAUGAGAGGUGUUUGACGUGUUUCUUUCUGCUAAGUAAGUUCUGAUGCUCAGUUCACAGUGUACGGAGACACUCUCAACAGGCCCAACUUUAAACUUCAUUCCAGUCCUUUGAUUCGGUUGCAUCAUCUUCUCAGUAAUACAUAUAAUAGAAGCCAAACCACGAAUAGAGAGUAAUAUCUUUCCUUUUUUAGCCAUAGGAUGAAAUUCACGGGCUGCUGUGGGCCGCAGUUACAGUUGUGUAUGCAUCUCUCACGCGUUUCCAUUAAUCCUCGUCCGAGCAAAUACGUGAAAUGAGUUUCAAACCUACUGUAAUGUUAUUGUACCUUACGUUUGUGACAUUCGCAAGCAUGUGAGUAUACUCCCUAAUGUGCCCAUAUUUAAAGUUCACUUAAUCUGGGGAAUUGCUCUUCUUUCUCUUUUCAGGUACUCGUUUGAGAGGGUUUCAUAUCUAUUAAGAGUGGUUCAGAAAUCGUUGAGGCCCACAAUUGC